AUGUUACUAGAGGAUCUGCAGAAAUGGAAUUCGACGAAGAGAGGUCCACGGAGCAACAAUGUGUUCAAUGCGCGAUUCAGGCAGUACCUGCAAAUUAAGGGCAUUCUGCCUGCUGAUGGCAGAUUGCCAGCCAGUGCAAUGCCUUCAGUAGUCGAGGCCUUCAUUGAUGAAAUCAGAGAUGGCCCUGACAUUACAUUGCCACUCAUGGAUUGGAGUAGUGAGCUGAGCUCUCUAUGGAAUAAGGAACUGAUACUGCUCCUCUCUCAAGAAUUUUUCCAGUGA
Laetiporus sulphureus 93-53 is the source of this 282-nucleotide messenger RNA. RefSeq lists its product as uncharacterized. Bases 1 to 282 code for a protein of 93 amino acids. NCBI's taxonomy places the organism in Eukaryota, Fungi, Basidiomycota, Agaricomycetes, Polyporales, Laetiporaceae. The record is from RefSeq and is a predicted model, not a curated record. The transcript has 3 exons.